CUUUUUUAGGCUUGAUAUUUUAAUAAUGCAAAACUGCAGGUUGCAUAUUAUUAACUGGACCUAGAAACUGGAAAAAUAUGGCCAGAGCAAAACUCAAACGGCAAGUGAAAAUAAAGCAAGAAAAAGAAGAAUAUGAAUACCCAUGUAAAAAGUGUGACAGGGUUUUCAAAAAAGUCGGUCACCUAAAAUUGCACAUGAGGGGACAUAGGAAUAAAAAGACUCUAACUUGUAAUGUGUGUGAUAAAACGUUUUCACAAAGUUAUCACGUCGUUAUACAUAUGAGGCAGCACACUGGCGAGAAGCCAUUCCAUUGUAAUGUUUGUGAUAAAGCAUUCACGGAUAAAAGCAAUUAUUUAAACCACAGAAGGGUCCAUACUGGGGAAAAGCCAUACAAAUGCGAUUUGUGUAGUAAGGCAUACUCAGAAUCUGGCCCUUUGCGGAUACACCGUCGUGUACAUACAGGGGAGAGGCCCUUUCCUUGUGGAUUAUGUGAAAAGGCUUUUGCGAGCCAAGCUAGGCUUCGUGUGCACUGCCGAGUCCACACAGGCGAGAAACCUUAUAAGUGCGAGUUCUGUGAAAAAUGUUUCGCUCAGAAUGGUACGCUAAGAGCGCACAGAAGAAUUCAUCUUGGAGAGAAACCUUACAAAUGCGAGUUCUGUGACAGAGCUUUUACUGAGGGUGGGGCUUUGAACAGACACAAAAUGAUGCAUUUCGGAAAGAAACCUUUUAAAUGCAAACUUUGCAAAAGAAUCUACAUCAAAAAAGAUAGCUUUGACCUGCAUAUGAAAACACACAAAAAAGUGAGAAAAUCAAAAAAAUUUCCAAUAGUCAACAAAAAGAAUAUAAAACUUGAAUAAAUGAAUGUA
Messenger RNA from Ciona intestinalis (vase tunicate), 866 nucleotides. Lineage: Eukaryota; Metazoa; Chordata; Ascidiacea; Phlebobranchia; Cionidae. The record is from RefSeq.